This is a messenger RNA of Oryzias melastigma (Indian medaka), 1655 nucleotides long. It is a transcript of the gene rassf11, whose product is annotated as Ras association domain family member 11. The record is from RefSeq and is a predicted model, not a curated record. The transcript has 2 exons. The coding region runs from base 58 to 1404 and encodes 448 amino acids. Gene Ontology annotation, biological process: signal transduction. Lineage: Eukaryota; Metazoa; Chordata; Actinopteri; Beloniformes; Adrianichthyidae.
AGGGUCAUUCUGCUGCUGCUUCUGCUUCUCCAGGCUGCAGUCUGGAGUUCGGACAGGAUGGAAGUGAAGGUGUUUGUGGAUGGCGUUCCACGCGUGGUCUGUGGAGUCACACGGGAAACAACCUGCCAGGAAGUGGUCCUGGCGUUGGCCCAAGCCCAGGGUCAGCCAGGCCGGUACAUCCUGAGGGAGAAGUUCAAGGACUUUGAGCGGUGCAUGGCGCCUGAUGAGCGCCUUCUAGAAACUCUGGAGAAGUAUGGGGAGCAAGCCAAGGAGGUGCAGCUGACACUUCAGAGCAGCGGCGCCACCCUCUGGGAUGAAUCUGGGAAAAAGGUGGGCAGGUAUCAGCCCUGUCCCCCCCUGAGAAGGAAAGAACCGGGAGCUAAAAUGAGGAGGGGGAGCGAAUCCGUGAUAUUGCAGCGCCAAAGUUUGCCACCGUCGUCAUGUUUCAGACAGGAAGCUGAGCAGAAGCAAAGCGACCCGAAAAGGCCCAAACGGAAGUCUCUGACGCUCAUGGAAGGAGCCAAGGAAUGGCUGGAAAGUUUAGGGAAAGGCAAAGCCUACAGCACUGCUGGAGACAAGGAGAACAGGAAGAAGGCCGAGAAGAAGAAGCGGGGUUCUCUGGAUGUUCUCCUCAAUGUUCACAGAGAGGGUCAAAGGAGCAAAGAGAAAAGUUCAGGGUCAGACUUGGACCAUCAACCGCCACGCUGCAUCAAAAAAGACGAGAAGAAAGAUGCAAGAAAAUCCCAAACAGCUGAAUUUGACCUUGGAAGACCUAGUUUUCCCACAGUGGAAGAUGAGAAGAACUCUCUGAGAGAAACCAUAGUGUGUCAGCUGUUGUAUCUGCAGGAUCUACAGGCCCGAACGCGUCAGACAGAGAAAGACAUUUCUGAGCUGGAGGAAAAACUGAGAUCCAAAAGAGCCGAACACGAAGCAGAAGACCAGCGAGCAGAAGAGGAGCAGCAGCAGAUCCGGUUCUGGGAGAGCGAACUGAGAGCAGAAGAAGUCUACGAGAAAGACCUGCAGCGUCAUUUCCUGGACUUGAAAGCCAAAGCUGCCGAGAGCAAAGCCAAACUGGAGGAGUACAGGUGUAAAAUCCACAGCGUGGACUUCUGCGUGGGUCUGAGCGGCGUUCAGGAGGAGCUGCCGGCCAGAUCUCCACCCAACGACCAUCUGCUGCCAUCUGCGCCAGAUGCAGAUCUCAACAGGAAGCCCCCACCCUCUGAGAAACCCCCCCAGGCCCAACAGCCUCCUAAUCAGAUAAGGGAGCGGCGCCUCACAGGACCCAAAGAGCUGAAGGAGUGGUGGACGCGCUGGUCCGAGACCCAGAACCUUCAGGCAGAGACCAAGACGAAGACGGUCCACCGCUCCGAACUCACCAUCUACCUGGGAAGCACUAAGGUGUAGAGUCAUGUGGGGAGGGGCUUCUUCCCUGCAAACAGGGAGUUUUAGUUCUUUUAUUUUGCUGAAAUAAACGUGCACAAUCAUUUCCUUCUGCAACAGUUCUCUUGAGCAAGGCACCAGGUGGUUCAGCUCAACCAGGGUCAGGAUUAUGGAGAGAAAAUGGACUCACUCAAAUUUGUGGGUGCAUAAUUCUUGAUUUGUGCGUAAAUUAGCAUUUGUGCGUGUGUAUUGCUGAGUUGUGCAUAAUUUUGGAU